AUGGAAAGGUAAAUACGGAUUUAAGCGUUACUGGUGAAAAAGAACUCCAUCCUAGACGGGAUGUGCUCGCUCACCCCCAACCACCCUGAGUUUGAAACGCGAAAACAGCUCGACCCUAACCUCCCCGACCCCCUUCGCCAGCUCCCAGCCAAAGUUCAUGCCUUGCUCGGUGUGGGGCAGAAGGGGGGGGGGUGACGGACGGGCUCAUCCCUGAGCAGCUGUGCGUCCCAGCUGUGGACUCCAUUUCCCAGGCUUCCUCCCUGCCCUAAUGUAUUCCGUUCUCAGGCCGGCUCUGUGCCUGUGUGUGUGGGAGAGAGAGAGAGAGAGUGUGUGUUUGAGAGCGAGAGCGAGCGUGAGUGUGUGUGAGUGAGAGAGAGAGAGAGAGCAGCUAGGAGUCCCUGGGAGAGUGGAGGCUCAUUCACUGAUUAGAGGCAGCUUCGAGAGGCAGCGCUGCGCUCUCCUUGGCUCCCAGCAGCCGUGUCAGGCUCCUGCUCACUCCCAUGCUGGCCGAAGGCGCUUGCACACACGCGCCGGGCUUAGCACGUCCGGCUCUCCUCCCCGCGCAGCAACAGACCAGGCUCUCGCUCUCCGCAGCCUGACAUUAAAGGGGGACGCCACCUCUCGAGGAAUUUCCACGGUGAGUAGCGGGAGAUCCCAGGGGUGCAUGCGAGGAAGCCAGGGGUGCAUGGUGCAUUGUUUGUGCGCGCGCGUGUUUGUGCCUAGACGUAUGUGUCGACCUAACUUUCCAACAGGGGAUCUCCGGGGUUUCGAUUCAGUUCUCUGCCCUCGUACUUUCCCCCUUUUCUUCUUCUUCUUCUUUUACUUCUCUUGCAAAUGCGGGCGCCGAUGUUUCGAAAAGUCAAACUUUCUGAACCAAGUUUGCCUCUCCAUUUUUUUCUCCACGCCCAGCUCCUCGGCGCAAAAAUUCCCACGGAAGAAGAUGCUCAUCGGGGUCCAGGGGUGGGGAUGCUGAAAAAGCGCGCACGCGGGGGGGGGGGGUUGGAAUCUUAAUGAGUGUGUUUUUUUAAAAAACAACAACAAAAAUCUGAUCAAUAUGGUGCCCCCUUCCCUUUUAAGGGUAGCUGUGUUCCCGGGACUCUCCUCCUCCUGCUGCUGUUUAUUUUACUGGGGAGGGGGUGGGAAGCAGGCGACACGGGGAGGGGGCUGGGUGGGAUCAGGUGCCGGGGGAAGAAGCCUGCAAAACGCAGCCGAAAACCGCGCGGCUCCAAUUAGCGCAAACAACAUUUAGUGUUAAAAAGGAGAAAGAGAAGAGCGGCGGUGGGGGGGGCGCGGGGGAGAGAGAAGCGAUCCCUGUGCAAGCCCGGGAGAUACUUCCCGGCUUUCCUUCGCGUGUCCCACGGUCUUUGGCUGAAAUAACGCAGUUUCCCCAAACAAUACCCAAGACUCGGGGUGGGGUGGGGUGGAGAGGACCUUCGUCGAAAGGGACAAGCCUGCUAGUCUCCCUCUGACACGACCUAGGUAGAUAAUAUUUUUUGCACAAAACUCAAAAUGUUUAAAAAUCCAGCAUUUGCCCUGUGCGUAGAAAGCACCGCAUAGAGUCAGGAUCGUCAUCCCCCCGUCAGCUUUCAGUUUUACUACGGAGCGGGCGCACAUGUGAACUUUGAGUAUUAGAUAUUACAUAACCGCAAUUAAGGCGUACUUUCCGCCUUUUUUCCCCUCCUCCUUUUGUCCCAAGUUCCUUUUCGCUGCCGCGAUGGUUGCGCACGUGAAAUGCUUGCAGUUUGGAGGAAAGGUUGAAGUUCGGACAAACAACUCUCCUUCCUUCAAAGAAAGUCCCUCUCCGCCUGCAUUUUUCUCUCCGAGAUGCAAAACAAUUUUUUAAAAAUUGGUCGUUAGUUGUAUGUUUGCAAUUAUUCUCCUGCAAUGAAUAGCAUAGCAAAAGCGAUGUUGUGUUGUAGGGUCAACACCGGUGCAAGCGAGCAAAUAGAGAACCCGGUUGGCGAGAGGAAGUGGAAGGAAAUUGGAAUAUGCAUGUUUAGCUGGGCUUCCUUAGCAAAACUUUCUUCACAUUUUCAGCCCGAAGCCGAGGAACGGCCAGCUUUUGAAAUGAAACAACAGCAGCCGCUGCUUGCAGCGCGGUAGGGAAGUCAGUACAGAGGUUGCAAGGAAGGGGAAAUAAUUCCUCACCUUGUAGAUCGAAAUACAUAAAAAACAUCUGCUUGGGCACAAUGAAAUCAUUAGGCAAUGUCCAGUUCAGGAGUUGCAUUGAAUGCUUUCGCCUUCCAGGCAGGAAACGUGCAGGGAAGGAAUUGUUGCAAUAAAUUCAAACAGCACGAGGCAUCCGCACAUUUGAUGAGCUUUGUUUAGUAUUUUAAAAAGAAAACGAGUCUUGAACAGACUGUAGAGAUUGGGGUGAAGUGAGAUAGAUCUCUGCUCCCACUCCACCCGCCCCGCACAUAUUUCCUGGAAGGAAGGAAAAUUUUGAUUCCUUUGCAAAGUUGCGAAACCGAUUUUGCACAGUUAUUAUUCUUAUAUAUUUUUUUCUUUUGUCGAUGCAGAGCAUUUGGCGGGGGUGUGCAGUGAAAAAAGUGACCAGGCGUGGCCGAGCGGGCGUAUUAGCGGGGAAUUAGUUUCCGAUUCCUGUAUCUCUCCAAUGCACUUUCUGAAAUCUGUACCCACUUUUUUCUUUUAUAUCCCCGAUGUGGAGAGGACAGUGUGUAUAUAAAACGUGGUUUGAAGUUGUAGUAAGCCGACCGAAUUCUUUUCGUGCUCAGUUUAGGUACCGGGAAAAAGACAAACACCUGUUUUGAUUUGCAACUGCAGAAAGUGGGAGAAGGGCGGGUUAAUGCUCCUCCUAUGAAAUUAAUUCUGCUUUUGCUGGAAAUUGGAGAUUUCUGGAACAGAACUUUAAGAUCCAAAUCGAUCAAGUAUUAUUUCUCUACCAGAAAACUUAAAAUAGUUUAAUUUUACAAUCCCCCCCCCCGACCGCUUAACUGGGGAAGCGUUGUGCGUCCAUCUCGUGCCCCUUUUUGGGUCGGGGCUGGAGGAUGAGAUGAAGGCCCCACAAUUUGCAGAUCAGAACCUCCUUACUUUGUGUUGUUUACCGAUGGCUAACAAACGCCUUUUGGCGGCUUCGACUUCUGCAAGUUAUUACUUUGCUUAACAAAAGAAGGAUGCAUUUUGCAGGGGUAGGGUGGAAAUCUAUUAUCUGUUUUAGUACCUUGGCCCGUCCCCGUACUUGAAUUUUAUUUUCCUUGUUAUUUUUUUGUUGUUGCAAAGCGCGGGGGGGGGGGGAGUCGCAAAGCGAAUUGGGGAGAGGCGAGGCGGCCCCUUUGUUGUUGCGCCAAGGGGCCCGAUUCACCAUCGGUUUCAUAAAAUGUGACUAGAUCUUCGUACUUUCCGAACUGGCAUUUUGGACGCCGAAAAGGCAGUGCCCUUAUUCCGCCUCGCCCCCUAUCCCGGCCACCGUCUCAUAAUCUAGUUUGGACACUCACAAUUCCAAAACCAUCCUGAUGUUUAGUGACAAGGAAUACAGACCUAUAGAUUUUCUUAAUUCAACACUGGGAUCUCCUGCUUGUUCUUGUCCUCAAUCUUGCAUUUGUUUUCAUUUAUUAGGAGGAAAUCCAGUUUAGUUUGAAUAGAUAAUCCAGUUGCACACUUUAAUUCCCCCCAACAGCUGGGAUAGUUUUGUUUUAUAUUAUCAGGAUUUUCUCAGUAGGAAUAAAUCUCCAAAUUCCUGUUUCUAAAAUUAUGUGAUUACAAAGUAACAAGAGCUCAAACCUGUAGUUUCCAACUCUCUGUUCUUUCCUAACAGCUUGAACUCUUAAAGAAAAAGUUAUUUCUUUCUCUCCGCAAACUGCAGGGAAUUUUUUUUUUAUUCCGUUAUUUUAUAUAUUGGAAUUGGAAAAUAGCAGGAGGAUCACAAAAAUGCAACCUGUUUUAGUAGUACGGGAUGUGUGGUUUGUAUGUUUUAAUUAAGAAUGGAAAAGUAAUUUUUUACACAGAAACUCUGCCUUUCUUUUCUGGGUUCUGUAUAUUAAUAUAAAAUUUAUAUUAAUUAGCAAAUGAGUUUUCCACCUGCAGCUUGUGACCAACUCUGUUUAUCCACUUGCAUGAUGGCUAGAAGGAUGCAUGGUGAAUUCUGCAUCAUCUUAGCCUCUCUUCAUUUUAGUAGUUCUCCUCUGGGGUAAUUAAAAAUAACAUUAUAAUAAUUAAUAAACAGAGGAACCAAAACCUAAGAUGUGCAUAACAUGUUAGAUUUUGUUCUAAGUUGUCGGUUUGUUUGUUUUUGUUAUGAAUAAAGGCUGAAGCUUUUAAUUGGGAUUCUCUUGGUCUUGCCGCUUCACUUUGCAUUUAAGUAAGCGGUGCAAAUGACGGGUGUUCUUGCAAGGAAUCAUGCUUAUCCAUAAAGCCAAGUGGUGAUUUUGAAAAUAUAAGUAAGCAAUUUUUAAAAAUUAUUAUUAUUAUUAUUAUUUGUGUGCUGAUCUAACUCGGAUACCCAGUGGACAGUUUAUGUAGCUUCAUAGAUUUAUUUCCACCCCCAUGGCCUCCUCCACUCCUUGUUUAGUUAAUUUAACAAAGACUUUUUGCAAUCUGUUUGGAGUUUGUCUGAUGCCAUGGAAAAGUAUCUGCUGAUUUAUUUGGUUGCUUUUCGAUUUCUGUCGCUAGACCGUCUUUUCUCUUCCUUUCAGCGAGGAUGUCAGCUGUUAUUACUUCCUAUUGAUCCCUUUGCAAAGUGAGAAGUGAACUAAAAUUAAUGUCAAUUCCACUGCUUGGAUCAAUAGCUGGAGUUAUUUUAAUCUGGAUUUGCACAGGGUGCUAAAUUAAAAAAAUCAGCAUAGAGGCAGAAAAGUAACAGUUACUUACUUUGGCUGUGCCCGCUCCCUUCCAGUCACCCAAAUGUUUCAUCAGGCUGGUUAUCCUGCAAUCCAUAUUUUUUUAAUUAAGCAGGUCAGUUAGUUUUCUUAUUUUGGGUUCCAUAUUUAAAAACCAAUGACAUUUUGACAUUGGGAGUGUAUUAUCUAUAGAUUUUCAUAAUGACUGGCCUUGCCGCAGCCUCAUCUGUACAUGCUCCUAAUGAUGGUGGUGAUAGGGGAUAAUCGUGUGGGGCAAAGAGAUGGUGGAAAAGAAGGUAAGAGACAAGGAGAAAAUGGGGGAGAAAAGGAUGCAGGAGGGUUUUUAAAAAAAAUAAACUUGGCUUGGUGCAAUAUCGUAAUAUGUUGAUUUAUUCUCUAUGUAAUGAAGUUUGCGAACGAAUAGGGUGAUUGGAGUGAUUCACAGUAUUCUACAAGGAGUGUCAAGUGUGGCUUCCAGAUUACUAAUUUAUGAAAUACAUUUAACGUAAUGAGGUGACAGUGGAAGUAAAAAUAGAAAAGCAGGCACAGAGGCAUUAGUAGUGUGCUCUCACCCCCCUCAUUUAUUUAAAUCCUAGAAAGGCUAUGGUUUUCCCUCAGUCCCAUGGGUCAAUUCAGAUAUUAAUAGUGUAUUUAUGUAUUUAUCUGGGUAGGGUGUUCCCCUCCCUUUAAAAAUAAUUGAAAAUGAGCAUUCAGGUCUCCUAGCCCCUGCUUCACCUUCACCUAUUAUUGCAGUUUUUUGUUUUAAAUUUGUUUGCUUGCUUUUCUGUGACAAAUCAGCUAUGCAGAAAACAGUGCAGAAGGUAACUCCGAAAGAAGGCCGACCAGAUUCUCCGUGGCAUCUUUCUGUCCAUGGCUAGUACUUGACGGAAAGUUAUUUAAAAUUUGGAAGCGACCAAAACUUUGUUAAUGUGAGAUCUAUAAUCUGGUGAUUUAGCCCUGAUCUGUAUCAGGAAGGGAGCCAAAUGAGGAAGAGGCGAGAUGAUGCCCUCUCAUCUUCACACUUAAUAACAGUCACUGAGCGUCUGGAUACAGAAUGGGAGAAAAGGAAAUGUUACUGCUGGACAGCAUGAAAGGCGCAGUCAGGAUUCCACAGAGUUUGUUAACCUAGCCUUGCUCAUUCACAGAAUACAAAAGCCACUCCAUUAGAAAAGAGACUCUUUCAGUAAGUUUUAUUUGCUAUGUCUGACCUUCUGGAUCUAACAGGCACAUUUUGUAACAGCUUUUUUAUUAUAUGAUUUUUUUGUGGCCUUUUGAGUGCCGCAAGGCUAGCACAUUGUUUUAAAGUAACAGUUCUCUUACAUUCAAGUGCAUUGUGGCAUUCUGAAUGGUUGGCAGUGGAAGCUUAAAAAGUGGAGGGGGGUGGAUUCUAGGUUGAAGAGGAGAGAACGUGCUUUUGAUUUCAACUCUAAAAAGGGUUAGAGGGAAAGUUAAUGUUAUUAUUUAUACUUACAUGUAAAUGUAAAUAUCUGUACUGAUACGUUGUGAGUGGGGAUAACAGGUUACUUAGAAUUUGUAAGUAAUUUCAAGGAAAAGCAAGCCUAGACGUUUUGUUAACAUUUUUCUCUAAAUGCUAAUGGCAUAUCCAGGACAGUUUACAAAUCUACUUAAGCAUGAGCGCAUUAGGAAGUAAAAUUACUGAUCCGUUUUGUGCUGUCCUCAACCUAAAAGGCAGAUGCUUGCAAGAGAUCAUAUGGCACUGGCUCCCAUUAUGAUUUUAAAUAUUGUCAGAGACGCCAAGCACUUUAUUGAUGAAGUUGCUGCUGUUUUCCUAAAAGCACACAAACACCACAUGGAACAAUUCAGAGAAAUGUAUAAGAGAGGCAUGUUUAUGCCCACAUGCACCAUUGAAUAUAAAGUGAAAUCUAUAACUUGUAUGUAUAUCUGCACAGGUAGAUAUUCACAUGGGCCUCUACAACACAAAACAGAUACGGUUUCUACAUUAUUUUUUUCUUAAUGGGCUGUGCAGAUAUAUGCAGAAAUGCUUGUUUGUAAAUUGUGAAUAACUUACCAGAUUUUUAAAAUAGUAAUUACUUUCUUUAAACAUAAUAACUUAAAAUUGCCACCACUGAUUUCCACAGUCCAAUUCCCCCCCCCCCCCCGGUAUUUUUGUCUGUAAGGAGUCAGGUCAUUUGCCUUUCAUUUGCUCAUUAAAGAUUGUUUUCAUCCCAUAUAGCCCUUAUUCAGAGCAUUCAGUCCCCACAAACCCACUCAUUCCUUAAUCUGAACAUGCACUAGUUUCUUGCCCUUCUUACAGCAGAAGGUGAGGUCAGAGCAAGAUGCACUACCUGCAUGAACCACAGAGUAGUGUUGGUGUGUGGAAAAGUGCCCCAUUUUAUCUACUUUUAGUGGGGAUCUUCUAUUGACUUCAAAGUUUGGUGCUAAAGCUGGUAGCAGGAGAAAGACUGAGAAAGACUUGUGCUGACACACCCUUAGAGGGAGUUAGAGACCCUUCUAGUUAUUUGUGAACUUUCCUGAAAGAGAACACAUGGAGGUUUGGUUCUUUGCUCAUACAAUUUUCUUGUUGCAUUCAUGAUAGGUAACUGUCCAGGACUGAAUGGCAAUUCACUAUUUCCUCCCCUUUUCCCUUCUUUUUCUCCACAGCUUUGGAACAGUGAUGAAGCCCCAGUGAGACCCCCCAACUCUACACCCAGACGUUGCUUUGUUUUCCAUCCAGGGAAGACCAUUUUCCUUGCGGCCCUGUCAAGGAAAGAGACUCCGAUGGACUUACACCGGGCAGCCUUCAAGAUGGAAAACUCCUCCUACCUUCCCAAUCCUCUGGCAUCUCCAGCCCUGAUGGUUCUCGCUUCUACCGCUGAAGCAAGCCGCGAUGCUUCCAUCCCUUGCCAGCAGCCAAGGCCCUUUGGUGUUCCAGUAUCGGUGGACAAGGAUGUGCACAUCCCGUUCACUAAUGGCUCCUAUACUUUUGCCUCUAUGUAUCACCGACAAGGUGGUGUGCCAGGAGCAUUCACCAACCGUGAUUUUCCACCUUCCUUGCUGCAUCUGCACCCCCAGUUUGCUCCCCCCAAUCUGGACUGCACCCCAAUCAGCAUGCUGAACCACAGUGGCGUUGGGGCCUUCCGUCCCUUUGCCUCCACUGAGGACAGGGAGAGUUACCAGUCAGCUUUUACACCUGCCAAGCGUCUGAAGAACUGCCAUGACACUGACUCUCCCCACCUUCGCUUCUCAGACGCUGAUGGCAAGGAGUAUGAGUUUGGAGCCCAGCUCCCAUCUGGCUCCCCCGGCUCCCUCAAAGUCGAUGACACGGGGAAAAAGAUCUUCGCUGUCUCUGGCCUCAUUUCGGACCGGGAGACCUCAUCCAGUCCCGAGGACCGAAAUGAUAGAUGUAAGUACCUCAACUUUGCUUAG
Messenger RNA from Podarcis lilfordi (Lilford's wall lizard), 8183 nucleotides. Lineage: Eukaryota; Metazoa; Chordata; Lepidosauria; Squamata; Lacertidae. The record is from the annotation of a GenBank genome assembly.